GUUCUUUCCUCUUUCUUUUAAUGGUAAAGGCAGUUAGAGGUGUAUUGAUUGAGUGUGAUACCACAGUAAAACAAAUUGUACUUAAUUUAAAUAAAAGAGGCAAAUUUGUUAUUGAAGAUUUGGACGACACUCAUUUAUUUAUUGAAGCCAGUUGGGUCGAUCAACUUAAAUUCGAAUUAGAUAAGAUCCUUGACGAAAACUCAUAUACUGUUUCUGCUACUGACGAAAAAGAUAUUAAAAAGUUUUAAAUAAAUAAACAGUAAUAACAAUAAAAAGAAAAAGAAAAGAAAAAGAAAAAGAAAAGAAAAAAAAAGAAACUCUACAACGAAAAUAUAUAUACAUACGCAUACACACAUACACAUACACACAUACAUACACACAUACACAUAUUAUAUACGAUGAAAGUAAAACGUAUCUGUCCUAUUUGUAAAACAAAAAAAUUCAAAAAAACAAGCGAGGCAGGAUUAGUUUGUAAAUAUGGUCAUCAAGUACUUGGCUUUCAAGAAGAACAUGGCGAGGAGACUGCACAAGUUGUUAGUAGACGAAGAAAGAAAGUGAGGACGAUAAUGGAGAAUGAUAUCAACUCAAAAAGGAGUCCAGCACAACAAAGGAGUGAUUUUAUACGUAUUUUCCAAUUUGCUUUACAAGUCCUUACUCGGUCUAUCAUUCAAGAUCUUGGUUUCCCUUCUCAACUUGAAAAUAUAGUUCGUGAACUUUGGAUUUUAUAUUUAUCUGGUUCUAAAAGAACAAUUGAAGAAGCAUAUAUCUUUGAAGCGAAUGAAAAAGAAGGAAUGAUGAGAGAUGCAAGUACGCGUCGAACAAAAUUAGAUGAAAAGAUAAAAGAAGAAGAAAAAGAACUUGAACAAGUCGAUGAUGAAGACAGCAGUAAUGAAGAAAGUGACGAAGACGUUAAGAAAGAGAAUGAGCAUCACUCAUUUCAAAAUCUUAGAGCUCGACGUCUUUUUGAAAAAGAAGCAGUACCAGUAAAAUGGCCUACGUUAAAAUAUUCAAUGACGCUUUCGAUUAUUUAUCUUGCUUGUCUUCAGUUAAAUUAUCCAGUUCUACUAAAUGAUUUACUUCGAUGGGCGAAAACAGGUCAAAUUCCGUACUUGGAAAUACAAAAUUAUAUCCCUGGAGAUUUAUUAUCUUUACUUAGUCUUCAAAUUUCCAACUCAAUGACAAGGAUACCAGCUCAUAUGAAUGUUAUCGUUCAAACACAAAAAAUAAUGAAAUGUUAUCAUCAUUACUGUAAGAUAGAGUUUGUUCCAUUAAAUGCACCACUUUAUUUAAGUCGUUUUUGUUCUCAGUUCUUUCUUACAGUGGAAGGCUAUUUUUAUGCCAAACUUAUAUUUAAAAGUUAUCUUAAAAAACACAAGGUUAAUUUUUCAAAUCCUAUCCAUUCUCAAUGGAGAUCACAUCCAACCACUGUUUUAAUGGCUUGUGUGAUAGUUGCAGCCAAGUUCAUUUAUGGUGUGGGGCAUGGCUCAAGUGAUAACUUACAUGUUAGCAAAUACAAUGUUGAUAUGACAAAAGAAAAAUGGUUGGAAUUAAUUCAUAAAAACCUAACACAAUUAAAAAACUAUAAAGAAAAACGACAGAAUUUGGAUUAUAUUAUUGAGGCUUUAAGAAACAGAUCUAUAGCUUCAAGAAUGAAUUCCUCUGUUACUAAUAAACAAACAAUUGCAUUGAGUGUUUUAAAUCGUAAUAAUCCUGAAAUCAAUCAUGUACGACGACAAAGCAUUUCUAUAGUAGAGCCCAUAUUAGAACCCUUUGUGAAUGAAGAUUGGGCUGAUGAUAGUUCAACUUCAUUUAAUACCAUUGAUGAAGGACAAGUCUAUUAUGUGCAUAAACAUGGAUUCCGUCCACAAGAUUAUGUAGAUCUUAUUGCAUUAGCAAGUGAAAUUUUGGGUGAAAAAGUGAAUCCGGCAAUUGAAGAUAUAGUAGAAACAAUUGAGAAUACAUUUGUUUUAGAGCUUAAAGCAAAAGGUGUACCAGAAAAGCAAUAUAACGAUUAUUUUUAGUUUAUUCUUAAAAAAAAAAAAAAAAUUAAAACAUAUACCAUGUAUACACUUAUUA
This is a messenger RNA of Cokeromyces recurvatus, 2076 nucleotides long. RefSeq lists its product as uncharacterized. The coding region runs from base 399 to 2021 and encodes 540 amino acids. The transcript has 4 exons. Gene Ontology annotation, biological process: RNA polymerase I preinitiation complex assembly; nucleolar large rRNA transcription by RNA polymerase I. NCBI's taxonomy places the organism in Eukaryota, Fungi, Mucoromycota, Mucoromycetes, Mucorales, Mucoraceae. Gene Ontology annotation, molecular function: RNA polymerase I core promoter sequence-specific DNA binding. The record is from RefSeq and is a predicted model, not a curated record. Gene Ontology annotation, cellular component: RNA polymerase transcription factor SL1 complex; RNA polymerase I core factor complex.